Molecule: messenger RNA, 18637 nt
Organism: Coregonus sp. 'balchen'
Lineage: Eukaryota; Metazoa; Chordata; Actinopteri; Salmoniformes; Salmonidae
Source: the annotation of a GenBank genome assembly
GUUCAAGGAACGUACUAGCCACAGGGAUUGUUGUUAGCGGGAUUGCUAGCAGGGGCAGUUCUUGUUUGACAUUUCAAUUGGAAUAUGCACCCUCAAUCUUGAUACUGUUAACUGGCGAAUCUUUGUUGCAUUAUUUAUGUCAUUUGACUGAGUAAAUCAAAAUUUGGUUCGACAAGUUGUUGUUGGUCGCAGUCGGUUGAGGUGAGUUUUAUCUACCUAGCUAACGCUGGUUAGCUAACUAAGCCCAUUUGAAGCAAAACUAAAUGGCGUUAGCUACGUGGUGUUACAUCAAGUUGCUACAUAACCUUGUCAGACAGAUGCAUCAAUACAUCUCAGAAAAUGUUAUAUUUCUGCUGGCAGACUGAGUCCUUAAACAUUCACGAUGCCUUUAGCAUGUAGAAAAUAUCGCUAAUGUUCGCUGGCUAAUGUGUUUUUCACGAUUAGCUAACUACAGUAGUUACAUGAGCAUGUGAACAGCAUCGUACAACAGUAGUUAGGCUAGCUAAACAUUUGGAUAGGGUUCGAACAAAUUAACGAUCUCAUAAAAAUACACAGUAUUUGCUACAGUAUUGAAAUAAUGAUAGCAAGGACAGUUGUUGUGCUAGCUAACGUUAGUCAUAUCACUGGGUUUCACGAUGAUGACGUUCGAACAUGGCUAGCUAGCGUUAGCCACAAUGUGUUGCUAGCAGUAGCUUACUAAAAAGACCACCGGGAAGUCAACCAUCCUUAUUAGCUAACGUUAACUGAACGAAAUCUGUUUUUCAUCUACAUUUUUCUUACUACGACAGUUAAGGCUAACUUGUUAUUUGAAAAGGAUAACUAGUUAACAGUGCUCUAUACAUAUUUGACCUGACACGCUCGUACAUUUAGCCACACAAGUUCGGGCGCGCACGACUCCGCUAGCAGUGGAUGGCGUCAGGCCCUCUCUUGGCAGAGGGGGAGGGGAAUGGGCAGGUCUUAUUGCUGGUUUAGAAGCUAACAGCUAGCCAGUUAACAUCUCACUGUUAGCUUGUGGAUUGUCUUUGGGACGUGUCGUCCCCGCUAAAUAAGAAACAUACAUUAAUUGGAUUAGACUUGUGGAUGUGUUCCCUAGCCAUAUUCCUUAUGGCGGUUUACCACGUUGAGCGAUGAGAGUAACGUGACUUCCUAGUUAUUUAGCUAGCGUGCUUGCUAAGAUAAAUGGUUGAGUAACGUUCGUCCAGUCGGUAGUUAGCCAAUGCGUCCCAUCACACUGUAGCUAGCUACAUAGUUAUCUAUAUAUCGUCCACUAAAGCAGUCAAUAUAAAUUCUAGCUCAUAUUCUGGCCAAACAUCCUUCCUUAUCCCUCCAAAGUGAUCACAGUAACGUUCAUAUCAUCAACUUUUUGGAAAUAUAGCCACUAGUUGUGGGAGAGACAGAGAUACUGGAGAAUCCCAUAAAUGUGUGCCACAGAGUCUGAAAUGUGCUAAAUGAAUGGAAUACCAAGUAUCCAACUUCAAAUGAGCAGUUGUGUCAGGGUGACUAUCAAUUAUCAACCACUCAAGUAUGCCUAAAUGUUAACUGUGUUGUACCUGUGCAUCCUAGCGCUUUUGAGUAUGAAUAUACAAUGAAGAGGCGUGCGGAGGAUCAGGAACCAGUAUUUGCGUCCCAGCAGCAGCAGCGUCGCCCCCCAGUCCCGGGUACUGCGGAGGGCUUCCAGCACCGCGUCCUAGCCCCAGCCGUGUACGAGGCUGUCACCGACAACAUGCAGCCCUCCCCCGGCAUCCAAUACUCCAUCCCCCAGGGUUACCAGGUAUGGGAACUGUUGCCAUCUCUCUUGAAUCUAGAUGAGAGCAUGUUGCACAGAAAAUAAUACUUUUACUAGAUUCUACAAUGCAUUAAUUUAUAAGUACCAACUAACCAGCAAACUGUAGUUUUUGCAUUGGCCUUUUCCGAGGCCUUGUUUACUAUUUUAUCACAGGCAGAAUGCUGAUAUUUGACUGAAUCUUGACCUCCAGGUUCCCACAAUGCCCCAGAACUCCAGUGGUCAUGGACACGCCUCUAGUCCCGCUGCACUUGUCGGGCCCCACCCCCACAGUCCAGCUGUCCAAUCACAAGGGGCUGCGGUGGUCCAGAGCCAUGUCCAUCCUUUGACCCCUAUGGCCCCCUCACAGGGUGCACAGUUCCAGCGACUCAAGGUGCGUUUUUCAUUUGUUUACAUUUUAUUGAACGUACAAAAGAGAUUUAAAAACAAGCACAUGUACUAAAUGCAGAAUAUAGUGGAGGUAUAAUGGACUCAAUUAGGACCUGUUGAUUUCAAAGCAUGGAAGAUAGUAGGGCUGGGAGUUGCCAGGGAUACGAUAUUAUCUCCAUACUUAGGUACCGAUAUUAUUGUGAUUCUCACGAUUCUAUAUGUACUCUGUCAUUUUAUUUAUUCCAUGUUACAAACAUUGCUCACCAUAUGUCUGCUGCAGAGGGACGAGAGCCAUGAGAAAAUGAGUUUUGAUCAGUUAUGGAAAUAAAAUUGCUGAAAACAAAUUGGCUCCCAAAAAGGAAAACAAGCUAUGAAAGAAAAAUACUGGAGUUUAGUUGGUACAGCCAAAUAGUGCAAAAAUAAUAUUGAGAUAUUGUCAAAAUGAUAGGAUAUAUCGUCCAAAAUAAUAUCCCUAUAUGUAACUGUAUUGAUCCCCCCCCCCCCAUCACUAGUAGAUAAUGCAGCAAUGAGAUUAGUCAACAAUUAAAGUAUGGAGCUUGUUGUGAUGUUUUCAUUAUCUUCAUCACUUCAUCAACUUCUUUUUACCUUUGAAAAAAUGUGGUUUAACUGGCAUAACUGUGUUUGUAGGUUGAAGAUGCUCUGUCCUACCUGGACCAAGUGAAACUGCAGUUUGGGAAUCAGCCUCAAGUCUACAACGACUUCCUCGACAUCAUGAAGGAGUUCAAGUCACAGAGGUCAGUUUCAAUUUAGUUAGUUUUUCUAAGCAGACACUGUAAACAUCCACGUAAGCAAUUAACUCUUGUGCUAUAGGAAGAUAUUCAAUAUGUUUGAGGGGAUCAGUUUGAGCAAGGCGAGGCGUGGAGUCGCUAAUCUUGAUCAUAUAAUUAGUAGUUAUUUGAGAAGCAAGGUGAUUUGUAGAUCAGUGAUUCUGCACAGUCUGACUGCGAUGUAGUCAAUCUUAAACACGCACAUUGACUUUCAUAGCAUCGACACUCCGGGCGUGAUCAGCCGCGUCUCCCAGCUCUUCAAGGGCCACCCAGACCUCAUCAUGGGCUUCAACACCUUCCUGCCGCCGGGCUACAAGAUUGAGGUCCAGACCAACGAGCAGGUCAACGUGACCACGCCGGGUCAGAUCCACUACAUCACCCCGCACGGCAUCUCGGUCCAGAACCUCCCCGUCACGGGCCCUCCCAGCCAGCCGGUGCCGCAUCAUCACCAGGCCCUGCAGCUGCCCAGCGGACCCCCCACCAGCACCGCCACAGCCAACCCCGCUCUACCCACCCAGCCCACACCAGCCAAGACCAGCAAGGUCCCAGCUCACUAAGACCCUUUUCCUUUGUCGUGUCAUUCUGUGCGAGAACCUCUUCUCGAGUUCUGUUUCUGCAUGUUGAGUUUCCUAUUGGAGAUUUGAACCCCAAGUCAUUGGCUUAUUUAUUCAUUUGUUAUGUAAACAUGUAUUGAUUUACUUAUUACUGUAUAGUUACGUAUGUAAAGAUAUAAUUCUACUGUUUUAUCCUUGUGACAUGCUGAUGUGUACUUGGAAGUUGGAGGCAAAACUCAUUGCCCUUCUCUGUUUCCCCCCAUAGCCGAUGCAGUCUCCAGCCCUGACCCCGACUAGCCAGCCCAACCCGUCGAUCCCCUCCUACGCCUCCCCACGCUCCCCCUCGGUCCAGUCCCACACCCCGGUGAGCAGCACCCCCUCCAGCGGGCCUCCCCUGCAGAACAACCAGCCCGUGGAGUUCAACCACGCCAUCAACUACGUCAACAAGAUCAAGAACCGCUUCCAGGGCCAGCCCGACAUCUACAAAGCCUUCUUGGAGAUCCUGCACACUUACCAGGUAAAAACACAGCGAGAGGGCUGCCCCACACAAAGCAUUGCAUUCAAUAAAUCUGGCUUCUUUCUGAAGGGUGAUUUUAUUUGCAGUAUAAACAACAAGCUAUAAAAUGACAGUGUCCACACAGAUUUCUGUUCGUAACCUGGUUCACCAUUCAAUAUGAACUUAAGGUUCCAUGCCAGCUCUACAAUGAAACUGCAGACAGGGCAGUGGUGCCCUUUGUGUGGUCUCCCUGGUCACUUUCUGGGAACAUGGCUACAAGAACCAGAGGUGCACUGGAUAAUCAUUGCAGAAAGAAACUUUAGAGGAAGGAAAUUCUGACAAUUAAUUAUAUAAUUUUGUUUACAUUUACCCUAUAAUGUCAUCCUUGGUAAAAGUUUUUGGUAUAGUCUUUAACCAGUGGUCUGAUUGCUGCUUUUGCAGAAGGAGCAGCGAAAUGCGAAGGAGGCGGGGGGUAACUACACCCCAGCAUUGACAGAGCAGGAGGUGUACGCUCAGGUGGCCCGGCUCUUCAAGAACCAGGAGGACCUGCUCUCGGAGUUCGGACAGUUCUUACCAGACGCCAACAGUUCAGUGGUGAGUGUUUCACAUUGACGCUAAAACGUCCUCUAUUGCAAGAGAUGCAUUUGGCUCCAUUGGUUGCCAAACUAGAUUCAAGUAAUGCUUCCUUCACCUGAGAUGUUAUUUCAGAAUGAUAGAAGUUGAGUUUAAACUAUGUGAGGACAUUGAAAUACAAACUUGACCGCUGUCAUAUCAUAUUAUUGUUUUGAUAUGACUAAUACCACCUGUUUUUUUAUUUACUACAUCAUAUGACUCAGACAACAGGGUUCAUGGUCAAGAUGCACUGAUAAUGCCUUUCAGUUUGAUGUAAUAACUGUAUAUUCUGUGCAGAUCUACUCAGACCUUGCCUAUCUUAAACACUCACAUUUAUCUCUGAUCCAGAGUUGUCCCCCUUUUCUCCAGCUGCUGAGCAAGACCACAGCCGACCGGGCGGAGUCGGUACGCAAUGACCACGGCACCACGGUCAAGAGGCCCCUGAUGAACAACAAGCAGCGGCUCAACCAGAAUGGCUGUCCAAUCCGGAGGCAUUCCGGAGCGGGCGCCACGCCUCCCGUCAAGGUAAACUAGCGCCCUGUCGUUGACAGUGUCAAUAAGUCUUUGUAUGUAAAUGUUUUGCCGCCAAACUGAUGGCAGUUGUGAAAAAGUCAAUAGUUGGAAGAGUUGAUUGAAAAUAAUUAUAUUUUCUCUUGAACCAUAUGAUCUAUCCACUAGAGACUCAUGGACCAUAUGGAUACAGAUAUAAGAAAUGAAUACUAUAUAUUAAUGCUUAAAAAAAAAAAAAGUUAUUCAAGUAUAAAUUACCAAAAUGAUCAUAGAUUACCUGUUAAUUACCAAAAUUACAGAAGAUUCCGGUAACUUUGGUAAAUUACCGGUAGUUUUGCAACCAUAUUUGUCAGACAUGCGGCUAUUAAGAAACGAUUUAGCAGUAGUAACAGUAACAGUUGUAGUACUGUUCAUACAGCUUAGAAUGGUAUAUGUUUGACUAGAGCAUCCCAUAGAUCUGUAAACUCUUUAAAUGUGGGAUUUGUACCUUAUUUACUAACCCUAGAACUGUAAUAUACUGCUGAAACCUCUGUCCCUGGAUCAGUUCAUUGGUCUACCAUGUCAGUGGUAAUGGAGUACUUAUUUACGCUCAAUUCCUCUCUCUUUCCCACCCUUGCAGAAGAAACCCAAGAUGUUGGGGAAAGACCAUGCCAUGGCUGAGGCCAGCAAACAUAGCAUCGGCACAGAAUCUCUUUUCUUUGAAAAGGUCAGUCUAAAUUUUUUUUAAAAACCUAAUGUGAAUGUUAAACCUAAUGUGAUCUAUACAAAUGACGCCUAUAGAAAUAAUUGAUUCCGUUCCAACUGAACAUGAUUUGAAUUAAAUAAUUGCCUGGCUGUGAUGAGACGCUGUCCCCCUAACCCAAUUGUAAAGUCAUUCAAAUCAAAUCAAAUUGUAUUUGUUACAUGCUCCGAAUACAACAGGUGUAGACCUUACAGUGAAAUUCUUACUUACAAGCCCUUAACCAACAAUGCAGUUUUAAGAAUGAAUACCAAAAAAAAAAUACAAUAUAAAAUAAUACGAAAAAUAAAAGUAACAAAUAAUUAAAGAGCAGCAGUAAAAAUGACAAUAGCGAGGUUAUAUACAGGGGGUACCGGUACCGAGUCAAUGUGCGGGGGUACAGGUUAGUCGAGGUAAUUGGGGUAAUAUGUACAUGUAGGUAGAGUUAUUAAAGUGACUAUGCAUAGAUAAUAGACAGAGAGUAGCAGCAGCGUAAAAGAGGGGUGGGGGGGGCAAUGCAAAUAGUCUGGGUAGCCAUUUGAUUAGAUGUUCAGGAGUCUUAUGGCUUGGGGGUAGAAGCUGUUUAGAAGCCUCUUGGACCUAGACUUGGCACUCCGGUACCGCUUGCCGUGCGGUAGCAGAGAGAACAGUCUAUGACUAGGGUGGCUGGAGUCUUUGGUGCAGCUGUAGAACCUUUUGAGGAUCUGAGGACCCAUGCCAAAUCUUUUCAGUCUCCUUAGGGGGAAUAGGUUUUGUCGUGCCCUCUUCACGACUUUCUUGGUGUGCUUGGACCAUGUUAGUUUGUUGAUGAUGUGGACACCAAGUAGUGUGUAUUUACAGAGCUGCUUUCUAAUCACAGGUGAGGAAAGCCCUCCGGAGCUCCGAGGCCUAUGACAACUUCCUGCGAUGUCUGCUCAUCUUUAACCAGGAAGUGAUUUCUCGUGCAGAGCUUGUGCAGCUAGUGCUACCGUUCCUGGGGUAAGCUUUAAGCAGCCAUCACCUGCGACAAACAACCAGUUAAAAACUUUUCACAAUUUAUCAGCCAGACUACCGGUCAAGCAUUCUUCUCUAUUCGUAAUAUUGGCCUCCUAUGCAUAGAUGGCCUUGCUACAGGUUGUUUGUUAACGGCAUGUGAAAAUAAAAGCUUUUUUCUUUGUAAUUCAUCCUGAUAUUUUGCCGCCCAUCUAACACCCAUUCUGGAAUGUGAUCCGCAGAAAAUUCCCAGAACUGUUCUCCUGGUUCAAAAACUUCCUGGGCUACAGAGAGUCCAGCCACAUUGAGAGCUUUCCCAAGGAGAGGACCACCGAGGGCAUGGCCAUGGAGAUUGACUACGCUUCCUGUAAGAGGUUGGGAUCCAGCUACAGGGCGCUACCCAAGAGCUACACACAGCCCAAAUGUACAGGGAGGACCCCACUGUGUAAAGAGGUGAGAGCAGCAGUUAUUGACAGUAAAAUGUUACCCUUCAAAGUCAACCAAAUUGACAUAGAGGAUCAAUACAAAUCUGAGGAAUUACUGAAAUACAUGUUUGUGUACAGGAAAAGUAAAGAGCAAUGAAAAUACAAUUUUAAGUCACUUUUGCAUGCAUCAUCCAGCCAGUAAAGUCGAUCACAGGGGUUUAAUUAGUUAGUACUGAGAUAUUGAAGCGUGGUUGUUGUUCAAGUGCUCAUCUUGGCAAGUGAAUCAAGUCGAGCAGAGCUAACAGUAUGGUCCGUUUCAGGUACUGAAUGACACGUGGGUAUCGUUCCCUUCGUGGUCGGAGGAUUCUACCUUUGUCAGCUCCAAGAAGACCCAGUAUGAAGAGCAUAUUUACAGAUGCGAGGACGAGCGCUUUGAGGUGAGACUGUCCCCCCUCUCAUGGUAGUUGUAUUCUAAUAGUACAAACCAAAAUAUGCCUGAAGUGAUGUACUGCCAUGUUCCAUACUCUCCUUCCCCUUGCAGCUGGAUGUGGUGCUGGAGACCAACCUGGCCACCAUAAGAGCCCUGGAGGCGGUGCAGAGGAGGCUGUCGCGCAUGACGGCCGAGGAGCAGGUCAAGUUCCGGCUGGACAACACCAUGGGCGGCUGCUCCGAGGUCAUCCACCGCAAGGCCAUCCAGAGGAUAUACGGCGACAAGGCCGCUGACAUCAUCGACGGGCUGAAGAGGAACCCGUCGGUGUCCGUCCCCAUAGUACUCAAGAGGUGUGAUAUGAAGAGGUUAUAUGAUGGGGAAAUAAAUGUAAAUUUGAGAAAUGUAAAGCGGUCUAAGCAAACAGCUUCCAGAAAACAUGUUGCUUUUCCCAUGUAAACCACAGUGUGUGUUCUGAAUGGCCUCGUUCCAGGUUAAAGAUGAAAGAGGAAGAGUGGAGGGAAGCCCAGAGAGGAUUCAACAAGAUCUGGAGGGAGCAAAAUGAGAAGUACUACCUGAAGUCCCUGGACCACCAAGGCAUCAACUUCAAGCAGAAUGACACCAAGGUGUUCCGCUCAAAGAACUUGCUCAAUGAGAUUGAGACCAUAUACGAUGAGGUAAGAGGCAGUGGUGUGUGUGUAUAUAUACACACCACUUACUUGAUCUGAUCUAUGUGUUAACGUCUCCCAGUAUUGAUUUAAAGGCAUAAAAAAAGAAACUCUAGCCUGUGGUUUUUUUUGCCUCCCUUUAGCGACAGGAGCAGGCUUCCGAGGACGCGGCCAUCGUGCCUGGCGGGCCCCACAUGACCCUGACCUACCAGGACAGCCAGAUUCUGGAGGACGCCGCCGCGCUCAUCAUCCACCACGUCAAGAGGCAGGCCGGCAUCCAGAAGGAGGACAAGUACAAGAUCAAACAGGUCAUCCACCACUUCAUCCCGGACAUGCUGUUCGCUCGGCGCGGGGAGCUGUCAGAUGUGGAGGAAGAGGAAGACGAUGAGGAGGAGGAGGAAGACGAAACCGGGCCAGAUGAAGACGGGUCAAAGAAGCACAACGGAUUGGCCGGCAGUGGCGGCUCCGCUAAGUCCAAGCUGCUCUACGGCAACACGGGGGCGCAGAAACUGCGUGGCCUAGACGACGCCUACAACCUCUACUACGUCAACAACAACUGGUACAUCUUCCAGCGCCUGCACCAGAUCCUCUGUUUGCGGUUGUUGCGCAUUUACGGGCAGGCGGAGAGGCAGAUCGAGGAGGACUGCAGGGAACGGGAGUGGGAGAGGGAGGUUCUGGGCGUCAAACGGGAAAAGAAUGAGAAUCCUGCCGUCCAGCUGAGACUGAAGGAGCCCAGUAAGUCCAGACAUCCUUUGAAACCAAACUCCAUUAAACUGUGUACCCACUGACCAUUUUAAGGUUUAGAUCAAAGGAUCACCAUUUGUUUUGCACCCUGUUGCAUCCAUUUUCUAUGGAGCAAAUGUACUUUACCUUCAUCAUGGAAUUUAUAUCGGCAAAGCUCUUCCUCUGAAAAAGUCUGGUCGGUCACAUUGUUUUUAACUUUCAUAGCUGCUCAAAAAUAUGACAUGCACAUGCAAACAUCUCCAGGAGCAUGUGUUUUUUGAUAAUGUCAAUGGUUCCAACACAGACCCUUGGGGUGCUCCAAUUGCACAUAGAUUCCCUUCCUAUACCACAACCAGGGGGAGAUUUUCCCUCCAAAUGUUUUCCUAAUCACUUAAAUAGGCUAACCGGGAUCGAUUUCGACAAUGUUUUGCCAAUGUAUGGCUCAUUCAUGCACAGGAUACCAUCUGUAAUCAAAGCCACACAAUCCUUACAUUUUAAUGCUUCAAAUAUUUCAUGCAUGUGAGCUUUGAUCGUCUCUUUCAUAGUGAACGGGCACUUGUGAAGCAACACGGAUUACCUGUAAAUGCUUAGUUAUUUUGAUAACUGUGAGAAUAAAUCUAAUACAUCGGUCAAAUCGAUGCAUCAGAUCAGAAGUUACAAUCUAAUGACAAAUGAGGGUGAGACAUUCGUUACAUAAAUAACAAUAAAAAACAUUUUAAAACUAAAAAUAGAAAUUCCUUAUAGCCCAUAGUGUCAUACUAUGAGGUUGUUGCACACACUCUCUUCCUCUCAUUUCAGUAGGUUAUAUUUUGCCAUAAUGAUCUGAUCACACUGUGCUACAAGGGAUAUACAUUUAGUAGCCUACAAAAAUCUUACCUGGGCCACGUUCAGUAGCCAAAUGUUGCCGAAAAAAAUGCCACGAAUAGUCCGUUGCAUCCUUAUUCUAAUCUAGGCUACGUGUCAGAAAAGGCAUGUUUGUUCCACAUAGAUUAUAUGUAUCUGAACGUUUCAAAACGUUGCAUCUUGCUGAACGUGCCCCUGAUGGACAAUAUUGAUUGGCAGGUGGAAUGAUGUCCAAUGAGGUUGCAAGGUAAAAGUGGGAGGCGGGAUCAGGGCACCAGAACAAUUAACUGAUACACACGUAACGUACACAAUUUUCCAGGAUCCGUUUUGGCUCGUGAACACUGCUUUCAAAAACGACUUGCUGAAAUUAUACAAAACCUCUGUAAUAUCACUUUAAAUCCUCGCAUUUACCUUUUACAGUGGACAUUGAAGUGGAGGACUACUACUCUGCCUUCCUGGAGAUGGUGCGGAACCUCCUGGACGGCAACAUGGAGCCGACCCAGUACGAGGACUCCCUCAGGGAGAUGUUCACCAUCCAUGCCUACACUGCCUUCACCAUGGACAAGCUCAUCCAGAGCAUUGUCAGACAGGUCAGUACAGUCUUUUCCCUCCGUUAGGUUCCAGACGGCGAGAAAAAAGCAAACCUUGAGGAACAUCUAGGCACCUUAGCACCAAAAUUGUCGAUUGAAAUCCGUUGAGGCCAAUCUCUUUCAGGCGGGGGGGGGGGGCAGCAACAGAGCUAGAUGUGGGCCCAUCCUGCUUAAACAAUGGUAACUUUGAUGGCUGACUUAAUGACUGUGUUCACACCUGGCGUUGUCUGUAUCACCAGCUCCAGCACAUUGUGAGUGAUGAGCUCUGCGUGCGCGUGACAGACCUCUACCUGAGCCAGAGCACCAACAAGGCCACCGGCGGCGCUCUGUCCACCCAGGCCUCCAGAGCCACCGCCGAGGGGGCAUACCAGCGCAAGGCGGAGCAGCUCAUGUCCGACGAGAACUGCUUCAAGGUAUAGCGUGUGUGGGUGGGGUGGAUGACUGUCCCACCUGGGAUGUUAUGGUGUCUCAGCAAAAUACUUUGAGUGCAUUUGAACUUUCAUGUGUACUCUCUCUCUCUGUCUAGCUCUCUGGCUUUCAUUUUUAUCUUCUUAUGUCCCCUUUCUCUCAUUAUGGUACGUUCUCUCUGACCUUUGCUGUCUGUCUUGUUGGUUGUCUCCUGGUUUGACUGGUUUGUUUGUGGUCCAGCUGAUGUUUGUGAAGAGCCAAGGCAGCGUGACCCUGACCCUGGAGCUGCUUGACACGGAGGAGGAGAACUCAGACGAACCCGCAGAGGUGUGUGUUAGUGUAUAUGGCGGGCCGGUGGUGACACCAGUCUAAUGCAUCGCCACAUUACAUUAGAACAGAUUCAGAUUAGUCAGAUUCUUGUGUGGUGACGGUUGUUCCCUCCUGGUUCUUUAAACAGCGGUGGUCCGACUACGUGGGACGCUACCUGAACUCAGACUCUGCGUCUCCAGAGCUGCGUGAGCACCUGGCCCAAAAGCCUGUGUUCCUCCCCAGGUGAGGCCUCUGGCUGUGUCCCCCCCUGUCUGCACAGCUAAAAGCAUCUACCCCCUAAAGGCUCGCUCUAAGACAGGCCAUGGCACUGUUUCACAAGCCAAAACCAGCUGACAAAAACGGCUCAUUUUGAGAAAAGUUCCAGGUCAGUGUUUUUUGCACAAACCAAACUUUCAGGGCUUUCUCCCCGUAGUCUCAAACUAAAUGGGUCCCGAGUCUUAUCCAUGAAGCACUUGUUUCAAAAAGCUCUGCCAAUAGUGAUGAAUACACACACCAGUUGAACUGUAAGUGCGCUAGGUCAUUUUUGUGUUUGCUUUCCUCAGAAAGGUAGGCCUAAGUGCAACAAAAUCAGAUGUUUAGUAGAAAUGCUGACAGUGCCUGUCUUGUUUUUGUUGGAGAAAAUGUAAUUGGCUGUCCACUCGAAAAGCAACUUGUUUCUCUCCCUUUCUGCCCCCCUGCCUUUAUCUCACAAAGAUUGCACUUUACCCUGCUGUCUUUUUAAAUAGAGGGGACUAAUUAUUUAUGCAUUUAUUCAGUCUCUUUUUUUUAAAACGGGGCCCUUUUUAUUUAUGAAUAUUGCAAUUUUUAGAUGAUAUUAGUAGGCUAGUAUUUAUUUCAACUUUCCCACUCAACAGACUAGUCAUCAAAUCAUUGGGUAAAAAAAAAAAGCAUUUAGUUUGCUUUUUUUAUUAUGAGAAUAAGGCUACAAUAGCAGUUUGAUAUAAACUGAAAGGAGGAAAAAAAAGCCAAGAUCAUGAGUUUACUUUUCACAGUGCUAAUGUAUCUAAGGGAAGGAAGUAUUUCUAUACCAUCGCGCAUAUAUUAGUGUUCUGUUGUACAAUAAUUUUCUCUGUUGGAGGAUAACCAUUUGGUUGAGCAGACAUUCUAUAUGUACAGUGUCUUUAAUUGCAUUGUCACGAUGGCCAUUUUUUUGUUGUGGCAUUGGUGAGAGGCUAAAGGCCCCUUUUGUCGGUCUAGAGAAAAUGAUUUAUUUUUUAUCAACCUUAUCAGCUACCCUGUGUUUCCUGUAAAAACAUUCUGUAUGUGACUUCUUCUAAUCCCUGUUUAGAUACAUGUAAAUGUUGUACGAAUUGAGAUUUGGGGUGUUCAGCAUACUCCUAUUAUAAUGUGUAAAACUAUUUAAGGAUACAGUGCACUCCCGUUGCAAUCUUUUUGUUGUGGGUGAGGUUUUUAUACGAGUUGACCAAGACUAGUGCUAAUAACUCAUGAAAACCUGGUCAAGCACAGCAUCUGCAACACUUGUACAAAAGAGAGGGGUUUGUGAAUAAAAUGGUCUGAAUUGUAUGCUCAAAUGUUGGUGUAUUUCUUUCCAGACGUCUCUGAGCAUUGCAUGGAAGGGUGGUUGGGUCCUCUAUUAAGCCCUGAGAUGAGUGUUGCACAUCAAGCCUGUCUGUCUUUGGUUUUCAGUGCUUGUUGCCAUUUCUCUAAAUGGCUGUCCAUAAUGUAUCAUAUACAUUUCAAUGGGCUGGAAGGACCUAUGCAAAACAGGACAAAAAAUUGGCCUCAGUUCCCCCCCUCACUUUUUUUUACCCAUUGCAUAUAUUUGGUACUUGUCUUGACUGGAUAUGAUUUAUCAGUGCUCUCACCCACAUUUAGUCUGUUUCUCAUAUUAAGAAUAUGAGAGGUUCGUACAAAAGUCAAUAGGCAUGAUUCUCUUAUUUUCCACCCAAACAAGUACCUUCAACAGCAGUGGCAACCAGCAGGUUUUCUUUUCAGUUAAAUGUUAUCCUCAUUGCAUGGUCAUAACUGCUCUGUACAUUGUCAGUGGAAGUACUGUAUGUGCACAUCAAAGUAUCUUUCAACCCAUAUCCUGGCUUGUUAACCCUUUUGGCGGCAAUGUGAGAGAAAAAAAAAAAAAAAAGUGCCCUUUCUCCCAUUCUAUUGGAAAUUGGCUACUCUAACGGCAAUGUCUUUUAAGUGGCAUUGACAAAAUAUGCUUCACGGUUUCAGUCCUCGCUCACCUCUACCCUGUGUGGUAAGUACACAUUUAAACCUUUCAUUAAAGCGGGGUGAAUAAUUGCAUUUUUAAUGCUUGCAAAAUUAAAUUUAAAUCUGGAUUCAAUUUGAUUGACCAAAAUAUUGUUUGCCAAGGAUAUUAAAGACUAACAAGAGAAUCAUCAUAUGAAUGUCAAACGGAAGUGCACUGUACAGGAAGACUGCUGCUACUGCAAUAGAGCUACCCUUCCCCUAAUCAUUUGUGUCCCAGUUCAACUCUUAUUAUUGGGUGAGUUGCUACGCGUGGGUUUAUCAAGACAAGGCUUUACAGGGACGGCCCGCUCAAAUUUCACACAUUUUCUGAUUUAUUAGACUUGUUACAACUUGGAGUCAGAAAUGGAAAACAUUGGCCUAAAUGACUGAGUAUUUUGACCUCUAAAUAGCAUUAGCAUUUGUCUGUUAUUUUUGGGAACCAUGUGUCCUGUCAUUUAGCCAUAAGUUAGACAUUCUGUGCUCAACCAAUGUUACAAAUGGUAUGGAUGUAGUGCAUUGCAGUCAAACUACUCUCGAUUUGACCGAAAUUUGCGUGAACUGUCCUUGUAAACUGAAUUGCUAUGUGGGUAGAGGGCACAAGUAAGCAAGGCGUCGUUACUGGCUCUGGUCUAAUGCCAAUCUUUCUCCUCUUCCAAUCAGGAACCUCCGGCGGAUACGUAAGUGCCAGAGAGGGUGGGAGCAGCUGCAGCAGGCGAAGGCGGCUACGGGGAUAUCGGAGAAGUCCCACAGCACUGAGGACCUGAAGAUGGAGUGCAUGUUCAAGCUCAACUCGUACAAGAUGGUGUACGUCUUCAAGUCGGAGGACUACAUGUACAGACGCACUGCGUUGACCCGGGCUCACCAGGUAGGCAACACCACCAACCAACGUUCCCUCAAAAGAAAAUUGUCACUGAGCAAAUUUCAGGUCUGCUGAGUGCAAACUUGAACGUUGUGAAAAUUCUGUGCAACUUCCAGUGCACGUUUACUGUGAACACUGAGUAGGUGACUGUGGCUUUUUCAUCAAAAACAAUGGAUAGAAUGGAUCCCAUAACAUUUUAACAUGGAAAUAGCUGUUCUAUCAUUCAGCCUUCAGUAGCAGCCAAUGUGUGUUCAAUGUAGGCCUACAUUCCAUGAGACUUUUGAAAAAAACAUGCAGGGCUUGACAUUAACCUGUUUAUACAAUUGUCCUUCAGACAAGUAGGUGACUGAAAACGUUGUUGUUUGAUGCAAGAAACCACUUUACAAAAUAAAAUGCGUUAUUAUUCCCAUACCAUUAUUACAGAGAAUCAGACAAAUUAUGUUACCCUCUGCCUAUUGGCUACUUAGCUUAUUCAAGCCUGUCUCAAAAUACAACACUGCCUCUUUAAGACCAAAUAAAAAGUAUUUACUUGACUGGCUUUUCAAAGAUGUCUAGAAAUGUACACGUUUUGUGCUCUUGUAGGAAGCAAUCACUCCCCUAUUGAAGACUACAAAUGAUGUGUAACUGGACUAAUAACUCACUAACUAGCAAAGGGUAUGAACAAAAUGUGCACACCUGGCUACAUGCAGGGAAUACUCUAGAACGGUGGUCACCAACCUUUUCUGAGCCAAGAUCACUUUCUGAGUCUAAAUGCAAGCCGAGAUCUACCGCUCAGAUUUAUUUUUAGCAGGACUUAAAAAACGUAAGCCUAUGCAACAUUAACCAAUGAAAAACAGGACUGUAGCAAUGAGGUUUGUCCAGUAAGCUAUAUCACCGCAUAUUGGCUUUGCUUGAAUUGCCCUGCCAAUGCAUUGUUGUUCGGGCCAUUUAAAAAAUAUAUACAUUUCAAAAUUUGAGGUAGGCUAUAUGACCACACCGCUAAUAGAUGCGUUGUUGUAUUACUUGUGAGGCACAGCUGAGUGAACAUGCAUUGAAAUCAUUUGCUUUUUAUUGUACUGGGCUGAUUGUGCCUGCAUCUGAUGGUCAGUCUCAGCGGAGGGAGAGAGCAGCAGACUGAGAGUCCACCUCAACAUCCCUCCGCUCUCCCUUUCCUCCACUGCCUCUCAACAUCCCUCUGCUCUCCCUUUCCUCCACUGCCUCUCAACAUCCCUCUGCUCUCCCUUUCCUCCACUGCCUCUCAACAUCCCUCUGCUCUCCCUUUCCUCCACUGCCUCUCAACAUCCCUCUGCUCUCCCUUUCCUCCACUGCCUCUCAACAUCCCUCUGCUCUCCCUUUCCUCCACUGCCUCUCAACAUCCCUCUGCUCUCCCUUUCCUCCACUGACACUGACCAAAAAGGGACAUCGUCUUCCAGCUGAUGGCGAAACUCAUAAUGCGCACCGCAUUAUUUCUGUUCUCAUGCACAAAUUCAUGUUGUUACUCCUAUGAACAGAGAAAGUGAAAUAUUCCUCGACAUUAAGAAAGACCCAAACUGGUAAUAAUAAUAACACAAGCCUAUAGAUACACUUUCCUACUCAUUCAUUACUGCUGCAGUGCUUGUUGUAGCGCUGAGUGGAAAUAGGAAGAACCCGCAUUUUAUGGCUGAUAAAAGUGUUGAAUACAAAGUGUAAGAACUUAAACAUGAACUCACUCAUAAAAGCAGCAUCUCUUAGCUGUAUUCGUUGACAGUCUCUCUCUAGUCAUGGUUCUAAAUGUUUUGAAAUCUCACAGUAUCAACUUUGCUGUAGCUUUAUUUUAUGCCUGCUACGUUACUGCAGACACGGUCAUCUGAGCCAUCCGAUUGGCCAGCGGUAGGCCUAUAGUGCACUUGAUUUGCACUCCGGGCCCACCGGUAAGGCAGAGUUUGUACCUUCAGACACAUGAAGCGGUUCAAAAUGGCAACAGUUGGCUCGCAGGGCAGAUGAAUCGGGUGCCCCUACCGUGAACAGCCCGAGACCAAUGAAAUAAAUGAGGAGCACAAGGCUUUAUCGUUGUUUUUUUACAGAAAUGUUUGGCGAUCGACUAGGAAUGCCUUGGAGAUCCAACAGUCGAUCGCCAUCGACCGGUUGGUGACCACUGCUCUAGAAAGUUGAGUGAAGUUCAAUCUCGUGCUUCUCUCUGUGGGUUGAUAUUUCUUCUGCACAGCAGUCCUGGGGGAGUUUAGAGGGGAACCUUGCCACCAACUGCUCAGACAUUGUUUAAAUGACAUUCAAUGAUAUUGUAUUACCUCACUGACUUUACCACUUGAUGAUAUGUAGGAAAUUGUUGAAAAAUCUGUAAAGAUAUAGGAAUAUGUAAAGAUAUCCAAAUAUGUAAAGAUAGUGUUUUCCAUUAGGUUACAGACUCAUUUUCAGCCAGCAACUUUUUCCACUAGGCUACUUUUCAUUUAAAUGAACGAUAUGCAUCUUCUAGCGAUCUAUUGGGGCUCCCGAGUGGCGCAGCGGUCUAAGGCACUGCAUCUCAGUGCUAGAGGGGUCACUACAGACCCCCUGGUUUGAUUCCAGGCUGUAUCACAACCGGCCGUGAUUGGGAGUCCCAUAAGGCGGCGCACAAUUGGCCCAGCGUCGUCCGGGUUUGGCCGGUGUAGGCCGUCAUUGUAAAUAAGAAUUUGUUCUUAACUGACUUGCCUAGUUAAAUAAAGGUAAAAAACAUAAAUUUAUAGGAUGUCAGUCUCAAAGCGAGCGUUGACAAGGAAUCGCAGUCUGCUGUCUGUCUGGUACAAUUUGUGUGCGCUGUGGUUGGUUGAAGUCAAAUGUAUUUACUCAGAGGAGGGACGGGAGAGCGCAUGAUGCUCGUGAAUUGUGGUAACAAUGAGUCGAAAUCCACGACUUAGUCUCUAAUUUGUUUUCUGGCACAUUCAUUUAUUUAGUUUUGCGUGUUUCACAUAGCCAGCCACGACUUGUGGUGUAUAGUAGGAUAUUUACUGUGCAUUGAUUGACAACUGAACAGCAAGUGUUGACUACUUUAUAAAAGGUGUCAAACUGACUGCUAUAUCCCUUUGCCAUUAAUAAAUCAUGCAACGUGGUUAUAUGUUCAUGGCAUCGCAUCGGGACAAGAAAACCAAAGGGUUUCCUUUCCUAGGAUGUCGGGGCUUGCCAGACAGUGACGCUAAAGUGAGUGGGUCUCGUCAGUCAGUGUAGCCUACCGAAUCGCAUCGGUGAGAGAGCCUUUCAUUUGGCGCCCUAAUUUUGGUAGGCUUUUUGGCUAUUAUCUGUAGAUAAAUGAUGAAAACAUUGGAUGAGGAUGGUGAAUCAUCACUGCAGGAACAGUAGGUAGUGGAGAUCCUCAUUCGGGUCUAAAUAUGAUCAUUAGGGCCCUCACGGAAUCCAGGCAUUAAAACGGAAUUCAACAAUAUUCUAAAAUGUAUUAACCUUAGUAGGGAAUCAACUACAUGUAUCAAAUUAAUUAAUUACCCCAAGUUUAUCAUAAGACAUGAACAUAAUGCAUCAUUGAUUCGCAUUUCCUGUAACUUUCUGAAGAGGCAAGGAGAAUGCCCCUGUCUGUGUGUGUGCAGUCUACCACUUUGUGUAGCCGUUAGCGAUUAUGCUAAUAAAAACAGUCUUCUGGUAUAUGGAAAGGCAUACUCAAAAACCCACAUUCUGAAAUUGCAUUUUUGUCCCGCCCAGUUUUAUCAUUGGAAUGUGAUACAAAACGAGGCAACAGUGUGCUUUAGGACCAUGCGGACGCCUCUGAGCGGUCGGGUAGGCUGUUUGGAGUGUUUAUCUGACAACAAAAAAAAAGUUAUGUCCCCCCUCACUUCUAAAACUAAAGUUGCACCCCUGCUCUCAAUUAAACGUUAACUACAAAGUAGCCUAUGCUUACCUGGCAGAAUGAUAUCAUGAUUAUUUUUCAUCUUUCCAGUGGGUAUUUGUUUUGCAAACUCUACCAUCACAUGUGCGCUACAAAAACGCUGCUAAACAACUGGCUCUUGCUAGGUGCACACAUGAAUUAAGAGAAACAUAAUGGCCGCUUACUGACGUUUCAACCAACAUAGUCUUGGUUAGAGUGCUGAUAUGAUCUUGAUGUGGGGUGUUCUGUGCAAAAAGCUUUCGCUACAGCUAACCCCGUUGUCCCCCUUUUCCCCAGUCCCACCAGAGAGUCCACACUCGCCUGCACCGCCGCUUCCAAGGCUUGGUGGACACCUGGGCCAAGGAACACGUGACCAGCGACAUGGCCACUGAUACGCGCAAGUGGCUGAUGGGAGAGCGUCGCGAGGGUCUGUUGCCGUGCACCACCACCCGGGAUCCCCAGGUCCUCCAUUACCUGAACAUCAACAGAUACCACGUGAAGUAUCAUGGCACCUCGUCAGGGGCACCU